AUGAAUCACUACCCUGAAGGUUGGGGUCGGCCCAGGGAUGAUGUCUAUGGGACUUAUAAUCCGUCGUAUCUUCAAAUGACAGGCCCCAAAACCCACACCCAAUCACCUGCCGUGACGGGAACGUCAGUAAUAGCCGUCAAAUUCAACAGGGGUGUUGCGAUCGCCGCCGAUAACUUAGCUUCGUACGGCUCUCUUGCCCGAUUCUCUGAUGUGAAGCGCCUUCGCGUGUUUGGUGAUUCGGCUGUGAUUGGAUUCAGUGGUGAUGUGUCCGACAUGCAGUACAUUGAUCGUCUCUUGGGAUCACUCGAUAUCAGGGAGAAUUAUUCCGCCCACGGAAACAUGCUUAAUGCAAAGAACCUCCAUACGUAUCUAUCUAAGGUGUUCUAUAAGCGCCGCUCCGAGUUCAAUCCGCUCUGGAACCACAUUCUCGUUGCCGGAUUCGAUGGAGACAAGAAGCCAUUCCUUAGCUCUGCGGAUCUUCUAGGAACUACAUUCUCAGCGCCACACCUUGCUACCGGAUUCGGUGCUCACCUCGCCGUCCCGAUUCUUCGUCGAUUGUUCCCAGAAGAGAAACCGACAGAAGAAGUCAGUAAGGACGAAGCAGUGGCGGCACUGAGAGAGUGUCUUAAGGUUCUCUGGUACCGAGAUGCCCGAAGCAUCGACAAGUACUCCUUGGCAGUGAUUACUGAAGGGGGGAUUGAGAUGCAGGAAGAUCAGAAGAUCGAGGCUCAGAGUUGGGCAUUUGCGGAAGGCAUCAAGGGAUAUGGAGCCCAGGUCAACUAG
Messenger RNA from Aspergillus tanneri, 783 nucleotides. RefSeq names its product proteasome core particle subunit beta 7 (gene pre4). Gene Ontology annotation, cellular component: proteasome core complex. The record is from RefSeq and is a predicted model, not a curated record. Lineage: Eukaryota; Fungi; Ascomycota; Eurotiomycetes; Eurotiales; Aspergillaceae. The coding region runs from base 1 to 783 and encodes 260 amino acids. The transcript is spliced from 3 exons.